This is a messenger RNA of Plasmodium berghei ANKA, 3117 nucleotides long. Its product is annotated as origin recognition complex subunit 1, putative. Gene Ontology annotation, biological process: mitotic DNA replication checkpoint signaling; DNA replication initiation. Bases 1 to 3117 code for a protein of 1038 amino acids. Lineage: Eukaryota; Apicomplexa; Aconoidasida; Haemosporida; Plasmodiidae. Gene Ontology annotation, cellular component: nuclear origin of replication recognition complex. Gene Ontology annotation, molecular function: DNA replication origin binding; ATP binding; ATP hydrolysis activity. The transcript has a single exon. The record is from RefSeq and is a predicted model, not a curated record.
AUGGCUUCAAAUAAUAAUAUGCAAAAUUUUUAUAUCAAUGAAAAUGAAAUAUUAAGUCCAACGAAAAGGGGUAUAAAGCUUGAUGUUAGUAAAUUAAAUAUUUUUAAUUUUUCAAAUUUGACAAAAAACCAAGAAGAGAUAAAAGAAAAUUCGUCACAAACUUAUCAAAAAAAUAAUAGUUACACACAAAAUGCUUACAAAGAAUUAAAUGAAGAAAAAAAUAAAACUAUUGAAAAUAACAUUAACAAUUUAAAUAAUGUAACAAUAAAUUCGAGCUUUACAGUAAAUAAAAAAAAAAAAAAUAAAAAUAAUAAAUAUAAUUUGGAUAACUCAUCUUCUACGCAUUCAUCUAAUUCGUCAUCUUCUUUUCCUCUUCACACUGUCUCAAAAAAUAAAGUAAACAAUAAAGUAACAAAUAAAGUAAAAAAAAAAAAAAAAAAAAUUCCAAGUAACACUGAUACAGAUACUUCUACAAAUACUGCUAGUCAAAGCGAAACAGACAGCGAUUGUAUACUUAUUUUUAAAUCAAAUAAUUUAAAAAAAGCUAAAAACAAUACAAUUGAAGAGGAAGAAAUGGUAAUGACCCUAAGGAAUAGAACAGCUAUCGAUAAAAAUAAUGACGCAAAUAAAAAAGAAAAAAUACAAAAUGGAAAAGAUAACAAAACUGAUAGGAAAACUUUAAGAAGUGACAUAUUAAAUGCCACAGGAAGGAAUACAAGAUUGGUUAAAGAAAAAAAUGAAGAAAAAAAAAAUCUUAAAUUAACAAAAUCAAAAUUUUCACCGAAAAGAAAAUAUUUUCACCUUUCAAAAGAUAAUGAUACAUAUAAAAAUGAUUCUAAAAAAUUUAAAAAAAAAUAUAUCAACAUAAAUAGUGGCACAGACAGUCAUACCAACUCAUCUUCUCAAUCAUAUACAAGCAAUAAGCAUAAUAAAAAAAAUGACAAAAAUAUUAAAAAAAAAUUAUACACAAAUACAGAAAUAGAGAAAAUCGUAAAGUAUACUUACAUAAAAUUAGUAAAAGAAAAUUAUUGUGAAUAUCAAAAUGGAGUAAUAUAUGAAAGUCUCGUCAUAAAUAAUGAAAAGUACUCAAUGGGUGAUGAUGUUAUGAUUUUUUGUGAAACGGAUUCUAAAAAAAGUAGCGUUACCCAAAUGUAUGAACUAAAAAAAGGAAGAAUAUCUGGAUUUUACAAAAGUAAUGAAAAUAGCAAAAUUCAAACAGAAAUAUGUAUAUACUAUGAUAAAAAUGAUCAAAUAUACAUAGACCAUAUUAACAAAAUAUCAAAAUUAAGAAGGUCUAGAGAAAAUUUUGAAGAUAUAAUCGACACUAAAUCAAAGGAAUUUUAUUUGUUAGGAAAUAUCAAAUUUAUAAUGUUAGAUUCAAAAUUAAUUUAUAAAAAAAUUAUUAUUUAUAACGAAAAAAAUACAUUUUAUAAUGAUAAAAAGUUAAAAAGUGGAAUCGAUAAAUUUUUAUGUACAUAUUAUAUAAAAGGAAAAGAUGAAAAAAUAUUUGAAAUUCAAGAUAAACAACAUUGGGAAGAUUUAGUUAUGGGCUCUAGUAAUUUAUAUUACUAUUUUUCAAACCGAAAUAAUAACAAUAAAAAGAAAAUUAUUAUACCAGCUUUAGACAAAUUAAAAAUUCAUGAAAAUAUUUCAAAUAAUUCUAAAACCAGAAACACAACAAAGCAUGCUGCAACUUAUUCUGAAGAAAAAUUAGUAAACACAUCUAAAACAACAACAAAUAAAAUGAAGAAAGAAAAAGAUGGAAAUUUUGACAAAGAAUUUAAAGAUUUUAUAAAACAAGAUCAAGAAAUUUAUUAUACAAAUUUAUUAAACUCAAUAGCACACCCAACAGACAGAGCUAUAAGAAUGAUGCAAUUAGAUGUGGUUCCUAAAUAUCUACCAUGUAGAGAAAAAGAAAUAAAAGAAGUUCAUGGAUUUUUAGAAUCCGGUAUUAAGCAAUCAGGAAGUAAUCAAAUACUUUAUAUUAGCGGAAUGCCAGGUACAGGAAAAACUGCUACUGUAUAUAGUGUUAUACAAUUAUUAAAAAAUAAAAGUAAUAAAAAAUUAUUGCCUCCUUUUAAUGUAUAUGAAAUAAAUGGUAUGAAUGUAGUUCAUCCAAAUGCUGCUUACCAAGUUUUCUAUAAACAAUUAUUUAAUUCAAAACCUCCUAAUGCUUUAAGCUCUUUUAAAAUAAUAGAUAGAUUAUUUAAUAAAAAUAAAAAAGAUAAUAGAAAUGUAUCAAUAUUAAUUAUAGAUGAAAUCGAUUAUUUAAUUACAAAAACACAAAAAGUACUUUUUACAUUAUUUGAUUGGCCAACUAAAGUAAACAGUAAAUUAAUAUUAAUAGCUAUUUCUAAUACUAUGGACCUUCCAGAAAGAUUAAUACCUAGAUGUAGAUCCCGUUUAGCAUUUGGCCGAUUAGUUUUUAGUCCAUAUAAAGGUGAUGAAAUUGAAAAAAUUAUUAAAGAACGUUUAUAUAAUUGUAAAGAUAUUAUAGACCAUACAGCUAUACAACUAUGCGCAAGAAAAGUAGCAAAUGUAUCUGGGGAUAUUCGGAAAGCAUUACAAAUAUGUAGAAAAGCAUUUGAAAAUAAAAGAGGUCAUAAAAUUGUGCCACGAGAUAUUAUUGAAGCUACUAAUCAACUUUUUGAUUCCCCUUUAACUACUGCUAUUAAUUAUUUGCCUUGGGCUUUUAAAAUAUUUCUUACUUGCGUAAUUAUUGAAUUAAAAAUUAUUAAUGAAUUUAUUAUACCAUAUAAAAAAGUUGGAAAUAGAUAUAAAGUAAUGAUACAAACAAGUGGGAAAUGUAUAGGUAUGUACAAUGAUACUGAAUUAUUUAAAAUUAUGAUUGAUAAAUUAGUUAAAAUGGGGAUAUUAUUAAUUAGACCAUAUAUACCUUUAGAUUCUAUUGCAAAAAAUAAAAAUAAAGAAGCACUAUUAGGGUUUAAUGAACCUGAAAAAAAAGCUUCCGAAAAUAAACCCUAUAAAACACAAGUUAGUCCUGACAUCGAUCAAGAAUCUGGGGACAUGGGAUUAGAACUUAAUGUCGAACCACAACUUGUUAUUACUGCACUUAUGAAGGAUCCUGAAUGUGCUCAAAAAUUAAACUUUUAUUAA